AUGAUUCAUUGGUUAUGUAAUGUAAUAGAACCAUUAAUUAGUGGUCCUGUAGAAGACCUAAUAGAAUUUCUACAUAUUAAAGGCAAUUUCAAAAGGUAUGUAAAAACUGGAACAUAUCUUUUAUACAUGGAAAAGAAACCAUAUAGUAGAAAUAGUGAUGGCAUGGCGUUCAGGUGUUGUAAUAAAAAUUGUAAUGAUUUCUCUAAGCAUGUUUCAAUACUUUUCGAAUCACUACUAUCAAGCUUCACUGUACUUCUGAAAAGUAUAUUAUUAGUGGCUUGUAAAUGA
Molecule: messenger RNA, 288 nt
Organism: Hepatospora eriocheir
Lineage: Eukaryota; Fungi; Microsporidia; Hepatosporidae
Source: the annotation of a GenBank genome assembly